AUGGAGAAGUCCGAGGUAGACGAGCUACGAGAACUUACGAAGCGCGUGUGCGAGAACGUUACAGCCUAUAUAGGUGCACAGCUUGAUGGCUCAUUUGAAUCCAUGCAAAUGAUGGCAAGCGUUAUAGAUAACAUCAAUAUCAAGUAUAUGGGAAUGAAACAAGAGAUCAAGAGCAUUGGCAAGUUAUCGAACGUAUUAGAGGCAAGAGCACAUGCAGUAAAGGAAAAAAUGAAUAUGAUUGAUGAGAUUGACAAGGAGAUAAGCGAGAUUGAGGAUAUGGUCAAUGAUAUCGAGCAGUAUACGACUAGUCUUGAGAUGAAGUUUAAUCAAGUGCGUUAA
Messenger RNA from Peronospora belbahrii, 339 nucleotides. Lineage: Eukaryota; Oomycota; Peronosporomycetes; Peronosporales; Peronosporaceae. The record is from the annotation of a GenBank genome assembly.